UUUGCGCUGCUGACAGCACUUCAUGUCAUAGCCAUGACAACUUGUUUCUGUGGCAGCUUGCCAUUCAAGACACCUAAAGAGUUUACCGGACCUGGUCCUGCCGGUCUGACCGGUCAGCAAAGGGCCGUCCCUCCACCUCACCCCCUCCAGACCAUCGAGCCUCUGCUGCUCAUAGGAGGCCGUCGGAGACCCAUCAGCCACCUGGGGUCACUGGGUCAUCCUGCAUCCCUGCAGGUCCUAGUGGAGGCAGAAGGUGAGCAGCUGCUGCUUCGGCUGGAAAGGAAUGAGGGUCUGUUUGCCGCUCACUACACCGAGACACACUACCUGGAGGACGGCAGCGCGGCCACCGGCUCCUCCAACCUCACCGUGAACUGCUACUACCACGGAGACGUCGAGGGUCAUGCUCGGUCGGACGUUGGCCUCAGCACCUGCGUGGGGCUCAGGGGACUGAUUACACUUGAAGAUAAAACCUUUGUGCUGGAGCCGUCAGGAGAGGCCCAGCCCUCCCCCUCCUCCUACCGCAUCUACCGUGGAGAGCACCUCAACCUGACCCUGGGCUCCUGCGGGCACGGCGCCAACAUCUCGCACCCCUUCAGCCCGCGGGCGCUCCUCCACGCCGACCACCAGCCGCUGCACGGGCACCACAGCAGGCACAGGAGAAAUGCCCAGAGCACCACCAAGUACGUGGAGCUGAUAAUUGUAGCUGACAACCGAGAGUUCCAGAAACAAGGCAAAGACGUGGAGAAAGUCAAGCAGCGGCUGGCGGAGAUUGCCAACUAUGUGGAUAAAUUCUAUCGGCCGCUGAACAUCCGAGUGGCUCUGGUGGGUCUGGAGGUGUGGAGUGACCAGGACAAGUGUGCGGUCACUCAGGACCCCUUCACCACGCUGCACGAGUUCCUGGACUGGAGGAAGCUCAAGCUGUUGCCCCAGAGACCCCAUGACAACGCCCAGCUGGUCAGUGGGGUCUACUUCCAGGGCACCACCAUCGGCAUGGCACCCAUCAUGAGCAUGUGCACAGCUGAGCAGUCCGGAGGCAUCGUCAUGGAUCACUCGGACAACCCUCUGGGAGCAGCGGUCACUCUGGCCCACGAGCUCGGACACAACUUCGGGAUGAACCACGACACGCCGGAGAGGGGCUGCGGCUGCAGGGUGACGGCUGACCGCGGGGGCUGCAUCAUGACUCCGUCCACGGGGUACCCAUUUCCCACGGUGUUCAGCAGCUGCAGUAAGAAGGACCUGGCCACCAGCCUGGAGAAGGGCGUGGGGAUGUGUCUGUUCAACAUGCCCGAGAUCAAGGUGCUCUACGGGGGACAGAAGUGCGGCAACGGCUACGUGGAGGAGGGAGAGGAGUGCGACUGCGGAGAGCUGGAGGAGUGCAUGAACCCCUGCUGUAACGCCACCACCUGCACACUGAAGGGAGAUGCGGUGUGUGCUCACGGACAAUGCUGUGAGGAAUGCCAGCUGAAGCCAGCAGGCACGCCCUGCCGAGAGUCCAGCAACUCGUGUGACCUGCCCGAGUUCUGCACCGGCGCCAGUCCCCACUGCCCUGCCAACGUCUAUCUGCACGACGGGCACGCCUGCCACAACGUGGACGGCUACUGCUACAACGGCAUCUGCCAGACCCACGAGCAGCAGUGCAUCACCCUGUGGGGCCAAGGUGCUAAGGCAGCUCCAGGGAUCUGCUUUGAGAGGGUCAACUCAGCCGGAGACCCAUAUGGGAACUGUGGAAAGGACUCCAAGGGAUCCUUCGCCAAAUGCGAAGCUCCGGAUGCGAAAUGUGGCAAAAUCCAGUGCCAAGGUGGAGCCAAUCGUCCGGUGAUUGGCACGAACGCCGUGUCCAUCGAGACCAACAUCCCGCUGCACGCAGGAGGGCGGAUCCUGUGCCGGGGGACGCACGUCUAUCUGGGCGAUGACAUGCCCGACCCGGGACUGGUGCUGACCGGAACCAAGUGUGGAGACAGCAUGAUGUGCCUGAACCGCCAGUGCCAGAAUGUCAGCGUCUUUGGCGUCCACCAGUGUUCCGGGAAGUGCAGCGGGCGGGGGGUCUGUAACAACAAGAAGAACUGUCACUGCGAGGCCCACUGGGCUCCACCGUUCUGCGAUAAGGCCGGCUUCGGAGGCAGCGAGGACAGCGGACCCGUGAGGAUAGCAGACAACGGGACUCUGACGCUGGGCAUCCUGGUGGCCUUCCUGUGUCUGGUGGGAGUGGGCAUCUUCGCCUGCGUCAAGAGGAAGACCCUGGUCAGCCUCCUCUUCGCCAACAAGAAGAGCACCAUUGAGAAGCUGAGGUCGGUGGGGCCCAACAGGCCGUCCAGUCCAUCUCACCCACACUCAGUGUGCCGGACGUCUCCCCCGCGCCAGCCUCCCGCCAAGCCGCACAGUGCCAGUAUAUACAAGCCACCUCACCUGGGUCCUGAGGCAGUGGUUGCAUCUCAUAACCUGCGCCAGCUGCCGCAGUGUCCACCUGUGCACCUGAGCCGGCCGUUGCCCGUGGCGCUGACGCUGACCAUCUCCCCGCCGGUGCCCCCUCCUCACCGGGCGCCGCUGCCGCCCCACGUCCACCUCCAGGCCCCCCCUCGGGGCGCCUCCUUCCGCGGGGGCCCUCAGCGCCAGCCGUCCUGCAGGAUGGUCAUGGAGCUGGAGAAGCCCAGUCCACCCCAGAAGCCUUUGCCUGCUGACCCUCUGGGCAGGACGGCCCGUGUGAUGCGCAGUCCCUCCAGCGUCCGCAUGCCGCUGCCCGUCCCGCUCCCCGUCAGAGGACCUGUGCCCGGGGGCCACAGACCAGUGCCUCCACUCCCUCAUCCGACCAGACCUCUUCCCAAGCAGCCUCCAACACUGCCAAAACCUCACAUCAUUGGUGGAGUGAAAUACAGCUGAGGCCUUAGACACAACACAAGGGAUGGAUGCCCUGGAGGGACAAAAAGACUUCUUUUGCACUAUAAAAAACUUCUUCUGCCCUUGAAAAGACAUGCGUUGUGUCUGAGUCCUGAAACUCUGGGGUGGCGGAGGCCCGACCCCUUGGUGCUCUAUCUCAUAACGGUGCUAUGAGUCCAAUGCUCAGGUACAUGUAAAGUUAUUUAUGUCCGUUUAUGUAUUUAUUUCAGCACAGUGCACUGUGGUAGACACUUUUGAAUUGUAGCAUUUGGGUUUUUUUGUUUUCAACCUCUCCUCCUACAUCUUUGUCUAUUCGGUUGCGUUGUUUGUACUGUUCUGUUUUAUCGGUAGAGGAUGCAGUGCCCUCGUUAGGGCACCAUCUGGAGAGACGCGGAUAGAAUAAAGAUGUUCGGUCGAGUAAACUGGAUUUGAAAUGGAAGGGACUUUUGCAGCUUUAUGUGUGGGAGGAUCACUACAGUGUUUGGGAGAUGAAGGAUGAACAGGAGGCAACAGCAAUCUCGAGCAGACUUUUCUGCGUCCUGUGAAUUGAUUCAAAAAAGUGACACACAAACACAAAGUCAUUUGUGACUGAAUGUUAAAACGUGUGUAUUUACAUUUAACAUGACUUUGAUAAUAGCACUCAUGCAUUGAGGUAAUUGUAUACAAAACAUCUCAAAGUAUGAAAAGGAAAAUGAAGAAUGGAUGGAAGUCCAAGUUUUUUACUGUUGUUUUACAUGAUGAUCAUCUUAACUGUAAACAAGACACUUGAGUACAAGGUAGUUCCACUACAUUUGAAAGAACCAGAUAAAAACAAUCUGUAGAUUAAGUUGCAUACGUUACAUAAUAGUCUGCAUAAAGUAGUGAGGGCAGUUCAACCAUCUGUCGAGGUGCCAUUCUCACUCUGGCCAUAAGCCCUAACUACCCCAGAGCACCUGGCUGGGGGCACUGUGGACUCCAGCAUAUUAUGGGCUGUGUCCUGAGAGGGGACGAGCCGAGCUCUAGACUUCCACGACUGGACCUGCAGGAUGCGGCAUGGGGACGGAGUGAUGGUACAGCUGCAGAACACACUGCCUGAGUGGAGUCUGGAGAGGGCUGACGCGCCCGCGGCUAACACACCUCUGUGUGGCCAAG
Molecule: messenger RNA, 4005 nt
Organism: Sardina pilchardus (European sardine)
Lineage: Eukaryota; Metazoa; Chordata; Actinopteri; Clupeiformes; Clupeidae
Product: disintegrin and metalloproteinase domain-containing protein 12-like
Exons: 23
Coding region: 34-2877 (947 amino acids)
Biological process (GO): proteolysis
Molecular function (GO): metalloendopeptidase activity
Source: RefSeq, a predicted model, not a curated record